Molecule: messenger RNA, 3834 nt
Organism: Arachis stenosperma
Lineage: Eukaryota; Viridiplantae; Streptophyta; Magnoliopsida; Fabales; Fabaceae
Exons: 25
Coding region: 239-3367 (1042 amino acids)
Cellular component (GO): mitochondrial outer membrane
Molecular function (GO): ATP hydrolysis activity; ATP binding
Source: RefSeq, a predicted model, not a curated record
UUGGGAAUUUUUUGUUUUCUUUUCUUUUCUUUUCUUGUGUGCACUAAAUAUCAUCAUAAUACAACAUCGCAGAGGCGCUAUCUCCUCUCCAGAACGCUCGUCUCUCUCUCUCUCUCUCUCUCUCUCUCUCUCUCGUAUGGCCAAACUCUGAGCUCGCUUACCACGAAAUUAAUACACAAUAAAGAAGAAGGUAGCUGUGCUGCAGGAUAGUAGGAGUUGGGGGAAGACAAUAUUCUCAAUGUACUUGAGGAGAAUACAGUGUAGGGACCGGAGAUGGGCUUUCGUAUUGCAGCCAUCAAAAUACUCUUUUAGUCCAAGAUUCUCAGAUCAUGCAAACUUGCAAUCUUUUUCCUCUAAGACCACUGUGAGAGCAUAUGCUUCUCAUGGUAGUUUCUUGAGAAGACAUCUUUUAGGUUCAGAUUCAUAUAGCUCUGCUUCAUAUAGAAAUAAUUGUAUUGGUCUGGACAAAAGGACUAGUUUAUGUAUAAGUACUCAGUUACGUGCAUAUAGUUCUGAAAGUGAUGGAAGAAAUGCAAGUGAGGAUAAACAUGUGCAUGUUAAAGAUGGAGCUAACAUUGAUAAAGGGAAAAAUCAGAAAGAGAAGUUUGACAAAGAUGUCAAGUAUUGCAAUGAGCAUGCACGACUUGGCGAGCAGGAUCAAGCGGAAUGGCUUCAUAAUGAGAAACUUGGAAUAGAAAGUAAGAAGAAAGAAUCACCAUUUUUGACAAGAAGGGAUAAGUUCAGAAAUGAGUUUCUAAGAAGAAUUGUUCCUUGGGAGAAAAUAAACAUUUCAUGGGACACAUUUCCUUAUCAUGUCAAUGAGCACACCAAGAAUCUACUGGUGGAAUGUACUGCUUCACAUUUGAGACAUAAUUCAUUCGCUUCAUCUUUUGGUGUUCGUCUCACAUCUUCAAGUGGGAGGAUAUUGCUUCAGAGUGUUCCUGGCACUGAACUCUAUCGUGAGAGGCUAGUUAAAGCUCUUGCACAUGAUUUACAAGUUCCAUUAUUAGUUCUUGAUAGUAGCAUCCUUGCUCCUUAUGACAUUGAUGAUGAAUUAUCAUCAGACUAUGAGUCUGAAGAUGAUAAUGCAGACUCCGGGGCAGAGGGCUCUUUGGAGUCAGAGAAUGAGGAUGAUAAUGAUGCUGGCAAUGAAGAAGAGUGGACUAGCAGUAAUGAAGUGAAGUCGGAUGCAAGUGAAAAUGAAAAUGAUAAUGAUGAUGCAAUUGCAUCGGCUGAGGCUGCUCUUAAGAAGGUUAAAGCAGCUGUUCAGAAACUUGUUCCUUACAACAUUGAAGAAUUUGAAAAGAUAUCAUCUGGAGAAUCUGAGAGUUCUGAGUCAUCUAGGUCUAAUGAAGCCAAUUCUUCUGAUAAAUCUGGGUGCCAGAUAAGAAAAGGUGACCGAGUGAAGUACAUUGGACCGUCUACUCGAGCUACAAUUGAUGAUAGGAUCAGAUUGGGGAAGAUACUGACAUCUGAUGGGUCAACUAGUGCUUAUACUGUUAUACAUGGCAGGCCUUUAACCACUGGUCAGAGAGGAGAGGUAUAUGAAGUAAGCGGAGAUCAAGUUGCUGUCAUAAUGGAUAUUAAUGAAGAUCGUGGCAAUGAGGGUGGGGCAGAGAAUCUUAGUAGUGACCAUCAUACAAAACCACCGAUUCGUUGGCUACAUGUUAAGGACAUUGAGAAUGAUCUUGAUGCUCAAGCACUAGAUUGCUAUAUAGCACUGGAGGCUUUAUGUGAGGUUUUGCAUUCGAAACAACCGCUCAUUGUCUACUUUCCAGAUGGUUCACAGUGGUUGCAUAAAUCAGUUCCUAAGUCAAACCGUAAUGAGUUUUUUCACAAGGUUGAAGAGCUGUUUGACCGGUUAUCUGGCCCCGUUGUGUUGAUCUGUGGGCAAAACAAAGUUCAAUCAGGAUCAAAGGAGAAAGAACAAUUUACAAUGAUACUUCCAAACUUUGGACGAGUUGCUAAGCUGCCUCUUUCUCUGAAGCGUUUGACUGAGGGAUUCAGAGGUGCAAAGAGAUCAGAAGAUGAUGAAAUUCACAAGCUUUUUUCUAAUGUUUUGUGCGUACACCCACCUAAGGAUGAAAAUGUGCUGGUAACAUUUAAGAAACAACUUGAAGAAGACAGGAAAAUUGUCGUUUCAAGAAGUAAUUUGAAUGAAUUAAGGAAGGUUCUCGAAGAACAUCAGCUGUCAUGUGUGGAUCUAUUGCAUGUAAACACUGAUGGUGUUAUUUUGACAAAGCAAAAAGCUGAAAAAGUUAUUGGGUGGUCGAAAAACCAUUACUUAUCAUCAUGUCUGCUCCCUUCUGUGAAAGGAGAACGGUUGUGCAUCCCUCGUGAAAGUCUUGAGAUUGCAAUCUCAAGGUUGAAGGGCCAGGAAAAUAUAUCACAGAAGCCUUCCCAAAACCUUAAGAACCUUGCAAAGGAUGAGUUUGAGAGCAAUUUCAUUUCAGCUGUGGUACCCCCUGGUGAAAUUGGGGUGAAGUUUGAUGAUAUAGGUGCUCUUGAAAACGUGAAGAAGGCACUUAAUGAACUUGUUAUUCUUCCGAUGAGAAGACCAGAACUCUUCUCUCGUGGUAACUUGUUGCGGCCUUGCAAAGGAAUAUUACUUUUUGGUCCUCCUGGAACUGGAAAAACACUUCUGGCCAAAGCACUUGCAACUGAAGCUGGUGCAAAUUUUAUUAGCAUAACUGGUUCAACUCUUACUUCAAAGUGGUUUGGAGAUGCAGAAAAACUAACAAAAGCUCUUUUCUCCUUUGCUAGCAAGCUUUCUCCUGUCAUUAUAUUUGUUGAUGAAGUUGACAGUUUGCUUGGUGCUCGUGGUGGUGCUUUUGAGCAUGAAGCCACUAGGAGGAUGAGGAAUGAGUUCAUGGCAGCUUGGGAUGGAUUGAGAUCAAAAGAAAAUCAAAGAAUCCUCAUUCUUGGUGCAACAAACCGGCCAUUUGACCUUGACGAUGCUGUCAUUCGUCGCUUACCAAGAAGGAUAUAUGUUGAUUUACCUGAUGCCGAAAAUCGAAUGAAGAUUUUGAGAAUAUUUCUUGCACAAGAGAAUUUGGAUCCUAAUUUUGAGUAUGACAAACUUGCUAACUUGACUGAAGGAUACUCUGGCAGUGAUUUGAAGAACCUUUGUGUUGCUGCGGCAUACAGACCUGUUCAAGAGCUCAUAGAGGAAGAAAACAUUGCACAGGGAGGGACUAAUAGUACAACUACAGUAUUAAGGCCUCUUAAUUUGGAUGAUUUUAUUCAGUCAAAAUCCAAGGUGGGUCCAUCGGUGGCAUACGAUGCAACAAGUAUGAAUGAGCUGAGGAAGUGGAAUGAAAUGUAUGGUGAAGGUGGUAGUAGGACUAAAGCGUCUUUCGGAUUUUGAAAAGAGCAUGGUUUCUAUGACUAAUUCAUGAGGCUCAUGUUCCAUAGCAACCUGAGAAUAUACCAAAGGUGGCAAAAAAGGAGUACUGAAUGCAGCAUACAUUGUACGUUAUAACUUAUUCAACGGCCUCUGCAUUCCAAAUAAUUCGGUACCCUCAUUUCAUAUAAUUUUUGAUACAAGAAGAGUUUUCCACCUGCACAAAUUACUGAUACAAUAUGAUUCCGUCUUGGAGGCUUUGUUUCGAGGUCGAACCCACCCAUAAUCUAUUUUGAGCCUUUGGAAGAGUUACUCAGAGUUUAAUGUAUGUAUUGAAAUUUAGGUAGUUUCUAAUCUGGUCUUAGGAGAUAUUCAAAUCAUAUGUAUGAUAGGGGAGAUUUUCCCAAUUAAUUUUUUGUUAUUUUCAUUGGCCGUGUUUAAUAAUUCAAUGUCAUUUUAAGUGUUGUAAUGGAAAUAAUUAUGAUUUCUAA